GGCCCCGCCACACCACGUCCACGCUCACCCCCUCCGUGUGCUUCACCCCGAAGGAAACUGCCCCUGCUGGGGCCGCCCUGCCAAAACCAGUCCACAUUUUGAGAGGGUUGCAGUGAAAACACUCGGCUCUCGCUGCAAUUAACAGCCAAGAGUGGGCAUGCCGGCGUCGCCACGCUCACCACCGGCACCUUCUGCCCUUCCCUGCCCCCCUGGGAAUUUAAGCUGUCCUCUUUUUUUAGGGCAGAAGAUGCUGGUUUAGCACAAGGAGUGUUUGAGCCAGUGCAGAUUAGGAUCUGUAAUAAUCCCAACCGAGCUGCUGGAAUUGGAUUUGGGUUUAAUGCCCUUCAAUGGAGAAAUCCCUGUUUGUUUUCCAACCAGUGUCUGAUAGCUCAUCACAGCACCGUGGCCACUCCACUGAGAGACUUUUCCACGGGAAGUUCUAGUUUGGGGCUGAUUUUAUCCAGCUAAUUUGGGGGUGAUUUUAUGCAACCCCAAAGCUGUCAGUGCUGCACUGCUCCCAGUCCAAUGUGCCCUUUCUCUUCCCCAGCCACUCCGAGCAACUCCUGACCCUCUCCUGACUCCUUUUCCUGAAUUUCUGCUUCCCAGCAGAAGAUGCUGCUUUAGCACAAUGAGUGUUUGUGACUAUUGGUGCAGAUUAGGAUCUAUAAUAAUCCCGGUCUAAUUGGCGCUGCUGGAAUUGAACUGGGGUUUACACUUCAAUGGAGAAAUCCCUGUUUAUUUUCCAGCCCAGGCAAACCCGUGUUUACCAGCUCAUCACAACACUGAGAGACUUUUCCAUGGGAAACUCUAAUUUGGGGCUGAUUUUAUCCAGCUAAUUCAGGGGUGAUUUUAUCCAACCCCAGAGCCAUCAGUACUGCACCGCUCCCAGUCCGACGUUCCCUCUCUCUUCCCCAGCCACCCCGUGCAACCCCUUCCCCUCUCCUGGCUCCUUUUCCCGAAUUUCCCAGUCUUUCCAGGUUAUUAUUUUUGGGCUGUUUGCCCCGACACCCGAGAGCUGGUGCCGGAUCCCCGUUACGGCUUCAUUGCUCGGAUGGUUUCUGGAUGCCGACGGUCCCACCAAACCUGCGCCGUCGGGCAGGGGGGGAGGGAGGAAACCUGAGCACUCCUUUGCUCCUGCCUGGGUGUUUCUGAAAUCGUUAAAUUACUUUUAAUUAUACAUGGACAAACUGGUUCGGUUUCCUUGUUUCUUGGUUUUGGGAAUCCCACCAGGAAUUUGACCUGGAGCAAUGCCAGGGGAGUUGUGGUUCUGCUGCUUGGCUUGAAUAUCAAGGGGGAGAUUUGCAAAGCCAGCAAAGACCAGAAUUAACCCCGAAAUGAGCUUUUAAACUUUUUUUUUUCCCCCCUUGGGUGGAAUAAUUAUCCUGAAGUUCAACACUGGGGUUGUUUUAGGGAAGGGUGUGUGGGGAUUUCCCACUUUCCCAAGACACGUUUUUGUCACUAAAUCUUGUUUUCCUUCCCUCUCUCCGCUGCAUCCCUUCCUUUGCAGUCCAUCCCCGUGGCUCCUGCUCAUCCCUCCGCUCUCCAGCAGCAUUCCAAGAUGACGCUGGAUCAAACCCAGCGUGGGCUCGGGGUCUACCCCCAAAGCCGCCACGUCAUUCGACGUCCAUGCCACCUCCGCGGUCACGGUCCACAUCAUCCACAACCCCACGACAAAGCCCAUGAUUGACUCCAGGUGGCCCCUGGAUCCCGACAUCGAGGUUGUAGUGACCAUUGACGUCACCAGCAGGACCGUCAAUGACAAUAAGGUUAAGAUCUCCUACUAUGGCCGGGAGGGCAACGAGCUGGCAGUGGCCUGGCUGUACCUCACGUGUGUCGAUGUGUCCCUGGACGUGGACUGGAGCCGGAGCGGCCGAGUGAAGAGCAAAGGGAAGGACAAGGCCAAGUGGACGUGGGGCCCGGAUGGACAAGGUGCUGUGCUGCUGGUCAACUGUGACCGGGACAGCCCCGGCAUGGGGGGGCCGGACAGUGGCCAGGUGGACGUACGGACCCCUGCAGACCUGCAGGACAUGUCCAUGAUGCUGCUGAGGACCCAAGGGCCCAGCACCACCUUUGAUGAGUACCAGGUGGUCCUGCACGUCUCCGAGACAGACGCGGAUAAAGUGCGGGUUUUCCACGCCAUCCGCAGUGACUCACAUCCCCACUACAAGCCCGUGCUGGGGCCAGACAAGCUCUCCUACACGCUGGACCACGUCGGCAACGGGGAGAACACCUUCUACGUGGAAGGGUUGGCCUUCCCCGACAGGGGUUUCUCUGGGCUGGUCUCCUUCAGUGCCAGCUUGCUGGAGGUCCCCCAUAAGAACUCCCCGGGCACGCCGAUUUUCACGGACACGGUGGUUUUCCGCGUGGCUCCCUGGAUAAUGACGCCCAACACCCAGCAGCCUCUGGAGGUUUUUGUCUGCAGCAUCAAGCAGGGCUCAGACUCCAACGAGGCCUUUCUGGAAGGGCUCAGGGUCCUGCUGAGGAAAGCCAACUGCAAGCUGACCAUCUGCUCGGAGCAGGACACCCGGAGCGACCGCUGGAUCCAGGAUGAGCUGGAGUUUGGCUACGUGGAAGCACCACACAAGACCUUCCCCGUGGUCUUUGACUCUCCCAGGAACAGGGGAUUGAAGGAUUUUGCCUUUAAAAAGAUCCUGGGCCCCGAUUUUGGCUAUGUGACCCGUGAACCCCCUGGGAAAAACGUCACCAGCCUGGACUCCUUCGGCAACCUGGACGUCAGUCCUCCGGUGACGGUGCGGGGGAAGGAGUAUCCCUUGGGAAGGAUCCUGAUCGGCAGCCCCCUGCCCUGGGCCUCGGGCCGGCGGAUGUCCAAGGCUGUCCGGGAUUUCCUGUUCGCGCAGAAGGUGCAGGCGCCGGUGGAGGUUUACUCGGAGUGGCUGAGCGUGGGCCACGUGGAUGAAUUCCUCACCUUCGUGCCGGCCUUUGAUAGGAAGGGAUUCCGGCUCCUCCUGGCCAGUCCCAACGCCUGCUACAAGCUCUUCAAGGAGAAACAGAGUCAGGGCCACGGGGAAGCCACACAGUUCAUUGGGCUGAAGGACAGCGAGAGGAGGAGCAUCGACGAGAUCUUGGCGGAUGAGUCGCUCAAGAGCGACAACAGGCACGUGCAGCACUGCAUCGACUGGAACCGCAACCUGCUGAAGCAGGAGCUGGGCCUGAGCGAGCAGGACAUCAUCGACAUCCCGCAGCUCUUCAUCCUCAGGGGCUCCCGCGCCGAGGCCCUUUUCCCGGACAUGGUGAACAUGCUGGUGCUGGGCAGGCACCUGGGCAUCCCCAAGCCCUUCGGGCCCGUGGUGGGCGGGCAGUGCUGUCUGGAGCAGCGGGUGCGGGAGCUGCUCGAGCCCCUGGGCCUCACCUGCACCUUCAUCGACGACUAUUUCUCCUACCACGUCCUGUCCGGGGACGUUCACUGCGGCACCAACGUCCGCAGGAAGCCCUUCUCCUUCAAGUGGUGGCACGUGGUGCCUUGAGGGGACACACCCACGUCCUGCCACCGGGGGAUGAAGGUGCAUUUGGUGCAUCAGAAGGUGCACCAAAAUAAAGGGGUUUGCCAAUAAAGCUUCUU
Messenger RNA from Empidonax traillii (willow flycatcher), 3580 nucleotides. RefSeq names its product protein-arginine deiminase type-1-like. Gene Ontology annotation, molecular function: protein-arginine deiminase activity; calcium ion binding. The record is from RefSeq and is a predicted model, not a curated record. The transcript has 16 exons. NCBI's taxonomy places the organism in Eukaryota, Metazoa, Chordata, Aves, Passeriformes, Tyrannidae. Gene Ontology annotation, cellular component: cytoplasm. The coding region runs from base 1680 to 3485 and encodes 601 amino acids.